CUUAAUAUCUGGACGAGCAGGUAUGAAUAGGUUCUUCAAAUAAUAGAAGUCUGUCGUAAACAGUUGACUUUUUAUAAAUUAUUACCUGCACAAAUGAGAUUUAUUGUCAGUACGAAACCCUUCCACUGAGGCUAUUUGCGACCGAAAUGGGAAAGAAAAAACUCAUAGACGUGGUAACAAUUGCUGUUGAAGACAAACUAGAUUCUAAUGGAGCGCUGCGUAACGUUGCGGUAAAAGAUGCAUGGCAAAGACUCAGGCAAAAUAUUGAUGUGAGAGAAUGGAAAGAUGCAGAGAGCGUUCUGAAAGAAUUAUCUGAUAAUCUACAAAAGAUAAAUAUGUUAAAAUCUAUGACGAGUACAUUCGGUAAACUUAAAUCAGCCUUUCAGAAUCCAGACCAAAUGGUAGAAGAGAAUGACUAUCUCAGUGCUAAAGAUACUCCUCGUGACGACAAACGCCAGACCUUGCAAAUGGCAAAUGACCUAAAGAAGGCACGAGAAGACGUCGAUGAGUUUUGUGCGUGCUUACAGAGGGUCAAGGAAACUCUAGACAAAAACAACGAUGUUCCUGGAAGAAUUGACGUUCCAGGUGGCGCGUCUGCAGAAAUACAAUCCUGCUAUAAAUCGUUGUUAUUUAUUUGCGAGAAAUGUAAAAAGAGUCUAAGAGAAAAUGAGCAUCUGAAGAAACGUAUUGAAAAUACAGAAACACGCAGUAAAGACAUGGAAAAGCAAAUAAAUGAAAAAGAAGAUCAAGUAAACAAGCUGACUCAAACGGUCGAUCUUUUGGAAAAGAAGCACAGCAGCAUGAAAGAAGAGAAAAUGGACAAUAUGAAGGAACAACUGAAAGUUAAAAGUCUAGAAAGACAGGUGGAAAUGAAAGAUGCGGAAAUGGAUAAGCUGAAGCAAGAUAACGAAAACCUGAAGAAACGAAUAAACGAAAUAAUGGAUGAGAAGGGAUCGGAACUAGCGGACUUAUAUAAUCCAUUUCCUCCUGAAAAAUUAUCAGAACAGUUUAAAGACUUGUUUAACACUCUCUGGAAAGAAUCCUUUGAAUUCUAUAAAUCCAAACUGAAGAAGACAGAAAGAGAGUCAGCGGGAAGACUUCUACAAAUACUCUGUGAUGCUUGUUUAUUUUGCACGGAAUCUAGUGCAAAUCAAAUGCAGAAGCUUCUGAGUGAAUUCAUUUAUCCAGGCGAUACCCCGGAGGCAAUGCAUGAUCUUUCAAAAGUGGAGGAAUCUGAUGUUAAACAAUUGCAGAAUCUACGGAAGCAGACAUGUCGAUUGUCUUGUGAGUUUGUGAAAAAUUCAUUUGUGACGAAACUUGAAUCUGCAAACGGAGAGACUUACACAUUUGAUGAACUUACCGUCUGUAUGCCAUACAUAGAACGGUGUAUCGAAAUAUGCUGGUUCCUUAAUUUACAAACACCUCCAAUGCACAUUGGGUUCGAGGACAACGCCUUGCAAGACAUUGCUGUGGAUAAAGCUAAAUAUGAAAUCACAUCCGGAAAAGGAGCUAAAGUUGACAUCGUGAUGUGGCCACCGUUAUACAGAGCUAAAGAAGGACUGUUGAUGUCCAAAGGUUGCAUCAAGACUAAAUAAUGUGUCAAUUGUAUAGGAAUAUUUUUAUAUCCAUAUAAAAUAGACACUUCGAUUUCAUUAAAGUCUUCCAUAAAGAUGCUUGCAUGCUUUAUGAAUGUUUCAGCAAAAUUUGUUCAAAGGUUUGUUCUAAGAAUAAGUCGGCUAUUUUCGGAACUUUGUCAAACAGUUUUGUCUUUAAAACUAGAAACUGUUUGUUAAAUGUUUUUCUAACUGAUGUAGAUAGAGUUGCCAUGUUAACCUGUUCAUGUUUGAAGGGUGUUUUAAAAUUCUAAGCUAAUAAAUCAAAACUAAUUGCAUUG
This is a messenger RNA of Mercenaria mercenaria, 1894 nucleotides long. Its product is annotated as ELKS/Rab6-interacting/CAST family member 1-like. The coding region runs from base 147 to 1595 and encodes 482 amino acids. The record is from RefSeq and is a predicted model, not a curated record. NCBI's taxonomy places the organism in Eukaryota, Metazoa, Mollusca, Bivalvia, Venerida, Veneridae. The transcript has 11 exons.